This is a messenger RNA of Brassica napus (rape), 558 nucleotides long. RefSeq lists its product as uncharacterized. Gene Ontology annotation, molecular function: nucleic acid binding; RNA-DNA hybrid ribonuclease activity. The transcript is spliced from 2 exons. Bases 1 to 558 code for a protein of 185 amino acids. The record is from RefSeq and is a predicted model, not a curated record. NCBI's taxonomy places the organism in Eukaryota, Viridiplantae, Streptophyta, Magnoliopsida, Brassicales, Brassicaceae.
AUGCCAAAUGUAAACUUCCUCUUCCAAGGCAAAGACUAUCCAGCACCAGACACAGUCAAUAAAGCUAUAGAGGACACAGCAGAGUGGAUGAGGAGACAAGAGGAAGAUAAAACAGAGGUUAAAAAACCCACUAGCAGUACGCAACAUCUCAAAUGGACGCCACCAACUCAGAACUGGAUCAAAUGCAACACAGACCAUCAACAACAAGGUAUUGGAUGGGUCUCUAGAGACUAUGCGGGACGACUGUUGUGGGCAGGAGCACAAAGGUUCGAAGGUUUGAGCUCACCUGUGGAAACUGAAGCAACCGCUUUGAACUGGGCAAUAAGGUCAAUGGCCCGCUUGGGCUACUCACAGGUGAUAUUCGAAACAGACUCGCAGGUACUGGCAAGGAUGAUCGAAGGUUCAGCAGAGACAUGGCCAAAGAUACAACCGAUCAUCCAAGACAUCACCCAAUCCCUUCAGAAGAACCGGAGCUACAGAGUAGAGUUUUUCUCUAGAGACGGUAACAAAACGGCAGAUAGGAUAGCAAAGGAAGCUUUUUCAACGCCAGAGGAUUAA